Messenger RNA from Penicillium nucicola, 546 nucleotides. RefSeq lists its product as uncharacterized. The transcript has a single exon. The record is from RefSeq and is a predicted model, not a curated record. NCBI's taxonomy places the organism in Eukaryota, Fungi, Ascomycota, Eurotiomycetes, Eurotiales, Aspergillaceae. The coding region runs from base 1 to 546 and encodes 181 amino acids.
AUGCUCGAUGAGAUCACUCAACAGCGUGACAAGAUUCAAGCUCAGGAUCAAGAAUUGAAAAGCCUCCGAAGGGAAAUUCUUGAUAUCAAGGAGACAAAAAGAACCACGAUUGAAGAUAUGUUUGCCGCCAACGAGAAUGAAAAAGCAAAGCAGAGAGACUCCGCGACGCAGAUCAAAUCUCUUCGUGCUAUUGUUAACGAGAAGGAAAGUAUGGUUGCCGAAUACUCUGAGAAUGCAGGAGCCAUGCAGCAGAAAAUAGCAAAGUUAGAAUCGAUUGUCUCGCAGGAGGUUGCUAAAGUCUCACAAUCCGCCAAAGACAUCAGUACACUUCAAGCGAAUUUGAAAGAGAAAGACAAGACGGUAGAUCAAAUGAAGACAGCGGGAUCGAAAUUGAAAUCGAUGUUAUCGUCGGAGCAGAAGAAGAACGGAGAUCUAGAAGCUGCUAAUGCCUCAGUGAACACAGAGCUGCAGACAGCGAAGGCUUCUCUCCAAAGGUUGAAAGAAAUACCUGUUCAAUCUUCGGAAAUUGAUGAAACUUUCGUGUAA